AUGGAUGAAGCUUUGCCACGCCCCAUCCCUGAAGAUGGAGACAGCCUUGUGAAAGUGAAGGAGGAAGAUCCCACAUGGGAGCAGAGGUGCAGCUCCCAUACUCUGGAGCUGUGCCGCCUGCGCUUCCGGCAGUUCUGCUACCAGGAGGUCACCGGGCCCCGAGAGGCUCUGGCCCGACUCCGGGAACUUUGUCAUCGAUGGCUGAGGCCAGAGACCCACACCAAGGAGCAGAUCCUGGAGCUGCUGGUGCUGGAGCAGUUCCUGACCAUCCUGCCUGAGGAGCUCCAGGCCUGUGUGCAGGAGUAUCCUCUGGAGAGUGGGGAGGAGGCAGUGACAGUGCUGGAGAAUCUAGAGAAAGACACAGAAGACACAGGGCAGCAGGCUUCUGUCUACCCUCAGGGACAGGACAUGCACCUACUGGUGACAGAAUAUCAAGGAGCCUCUUUGGAGUGUCUGAACCCCCAGCUCCCACCUGGAGUGACCAUCUUGAAGUGUGAACCUCCAGAUCUCCCCCAAGAGAUUGCCCAGGAAGUGAGUGGGCCUGCUCCCCAGGGACAAGCCCCUCUCCAGGAGAAUCCCAGAGACCAGGCAGCAGCACCUGGGUUUAACUCAGCCAGGUCCCAGACAUCAGUGAAGACUGAGGAAGCAGCAGCCCAGGCCCUUGUACCAAAGGAGUGGCCAUAUCUGAGUCCGGCUCAGAGGAACCUCUGUGGGAACUCAGCUCAGGAGAAGCUCAAGAAUUUGUACCUAAAGAUGGAUUGUUUAACCCAAAGCAAGAAACUUCUGAAGAAAUGGAACAAGGUGCUGAGACAUCAGGAACACCCAAAAGAGCAGUGUGUCUACCAGAUGAAUGCAGAACUAGGAGAGGCUAAAUCCUUCCAUGUUCAGAAAUGCUGUGAGAGAGAUUGUGUACCCCAGGUCCCUUGUAGUACUCCUGUCCCUGUUGAAAGGACAGUUGCGCAUUUGAACACUCUGAAGGACCGUCACCCGGGUGACUUGUGGGCUCGGAUGCACAUCUCAUCCCUGGAAUAUGCUGCAGGAGACAUUACCCGGAAAGGGAGAAAAAGGGACAACACUCGAGUGAGUGAACUGCUCCAAGGCCUGGCAUUCUCUGGUGACUCAGACGUGGAAGAAAGCGAGCCUGAGACCCAGCCUGCUCUGAAAAAGGUAAAGGUGUCCAGUGUCCCAGAAAAGACUUGGACCAAAAGAGACAUUAAACCCAACUUUCCAAGCUGGUCAGCAUUGGAUUCUGGACUUUUGACUCUCAAGAGUGAAAAGUUGAACCCAGUAGAGCUCUUUGAGUUGUUUUUUGAUGAUGAGACAUUCAACUUGAUUGUCAGUGAAACCAAUAAUUAUGCUUCUCAGAAAAAUGUCACCUUGGAAGUCACAGUUCAGGAAAUGAGGUGUGUGUUUGGUGUCCUGCUUUUGAGUGGACUUGUGAGGCGUCCCAAAAGGGGAAUGUAUUGGGAAAGGUCUGAUGCUGAUCAGAACCUGGUUAGAGAUGCGAUCAGAAGGGACAGAUUUGAAUUGAUUUUCUCAUACCUGCAUUUUGCAGAUAACAGCCACCUAGAUCAAAAAGAUAAGUUUACAAAAUUGAGGCCUCUCAUAAAGCAAAUCAAUAAAAACUUUCUCCUGUAUGCUCCCCUAGAAGAAUACUAUUGUUUUGAUAAGACAAUGUGUGAAUGCUUUGAUAGUGACCAGUUCCUGAAUGGGAAACCUAUCAGAAUUGGCUAUAAAAUCUGGUGUGGUACAACCACACAGGGGUAUCUGGUUUGGUUUGAGCCCUAUCAAGAAGAGUCAACUGUGAUGGCAGGUAAGGAUCUUGAUCUCGGUGUAGGUGGAAAUCUGGUGAUGAAGUUUGCUGAUGUUCUUUUAGAGAGAGGUCAUUAUCCCUAUCACCUGUGUUUUGAUAGCUUCUUUACAAGUGUCAAACUGGUAUCAGCCUUAAAGAAGAAAGGAGUGAGGGCAACAGGAACAAUUCGUGAGAACAGGACCGAAAAAUGUCCCCUUAUGAAUGCGGAGCAUAUGAAAAAAAUGAAAAGGGGGUAUUUUGAUUUCCGAGUAGAAGAAAAUGAUGAGAUCAUUGUGUGUCGUUGGCAUGGUGAUGGCAUUAUCAGUCUGUGCUCCAGCGCUGUUGGCAUAGAGCCAGUCCGUGAGAUACAGGGUUAUGCCAGCGAUGAGGAGAGCCCUCAGAUAAGUCAGCCAUCCAUAGUGAAAUUGUAUGCUGAGUGCAGGGAAGGUGUAGCUAAAAUGGAACAGACCACUUCCAAAUACAGGGUGAGAGUAAGAAGCAAAAAGUGGUACUCAGUUUUGGUGAGCUACAUGAUUGAUGUAGCCAUGAGCAAUGCAUGGCAGCUACACAGAGCCUGUUACCCUGGGGCCUCUCUGGAUCUUGUGGAUUUUCGGAGAUAUGUUGCACAUUUUUACUUGGAGCACAAUGCAAGUCUGUCAGAUUAAGGCAGAUAAAACAGACACGAUGCGGAUGUUAAUAAGACAGAAAAAUCACAAUUUCACAUCAGAUUGUACCAAAGCAAACCUGAUGUGUGUAUACAGUGAAAUUAUUAAAUAACUAAUAUUUUCAAACAUUUAUGUAGUUUUUUAAAACUGUUAUAACAAGUAAUGUUAAAAAUGAUCUGUAAAAAUGCUGACAUCCAGUGGCAACUUUUUCUAUGUCUAAUUUUGAUGUUAAAUGUGGGAAAUCACUUAUUAAAUUGAAUUAUAUUGUGCAUUUAAAGAAUGAAA
Camelus dromedarius (Arabian camel) is the source of this 2742-nucleotide messenger RNA. It is a transcript of the gene PGBD1, whose product is annotated as piggyBac transposable element derived 1. Bases 1 to 2457 code for a protein of 818 amino acids. NCBI's taxonomy places the organism in Eukaryota, Metazoa, Chordata, Mammalia, Artiodactyla, Camelidae. The record is from RefSeq and is a predicted model, not a curated record. The transcript is spliced from 7 exons. Gene Ontology annotation, molecular function: sequence-specific DNA binding.